AUGGCUUCUAACAUCCAAGAAGUGACCAAAACCACCGCAAAGCAUCUUCUCCAGCUCAUCUCCCAGACCUCUGAAAACCUGAGGAUGAUCGAGGUGACGGAUCACUUUGACCCCAUUGAAGAACUCGGGGCAGGAUCAUAUGGAAAGGUUCUCCUGGCCAAACACCGCUGCUCAGGUCAGUUAGUGGCCGUGAAACUGCUGAACAAGGAGAAGAUUGCAAUGGACAAUUUCUUGAUGGAAUAUGGAAUGUCUCUCAGCCUGAGCUGCCAUCCACACAUCAUCAUGACCCAUGAAAUUGCCUUUCAUACCAGCAGUGACUAUGUGUUUGUCCAGGAGGUGGCAACAGCUGGAAACCUUCAAUCUGUGAUAAAACCAAUGGUUGGUUUAAGUGAAGAUAUGGUUAAACGCUGUGUUCCCCAGAUAGCGAGUGCAUUGGACUUCAUGCACAGCAAAGGAAUGGUCCAUCGUGACAUCAAACUGGACAAUAUUCUACUGAUGGACUUUGAAUGUCACGUGAUCAAGUUGGCAGAUUUUGGACUUGCAAGACUCCAAGGCACAUAUGCACCAUCUAUGGCCUGGUUCAUUCCAUACACGGCUCCUGAACUGUGUAGCCUAAAACAAGGAGAACAAGUUUUGCUGCACCCAAGUAUCGAUGUGUGGGCCUUCGGUGUCCUGGUGUACACUGCCCUGACUGGUUCCUUCCCUUGGAAAGGAGCAGAGGGUUCUGACCCAAUGUAUAGGGACUUUGCAUGGUGGCAAGUGAGGAAGGAUCUCACUUUAGCACCAGGACAUCGGAGGAAGUCUUCUCUUGAAGCCAGACAGAUGUUCUGGGACAUGUUGGCUCUCCAAGCCCCCUUGAGGUGCUCUGCUAUGGACAUUGUAAAAUAUCUUCACCUGCCAUGGAAAGCAGACAUGCCUCCAGAAAACCUAACAAGGAAUCCAGGGAUAUUACAUAUGACAUACAGGGCGUUUGAUGUCCAUGCUGGAGCUUCCUCGAGUACUGCCUCGUGUCUUCUUCCAGAUCAUGAGCUAACCUCCCUAACUAUUGGAGCCGAGGUGGAUAUCACAUAA
This is a messenger RNA of Nanorana parkeri, 1071 nucleotides long. RefSeq names its product serine/threonine-protein kinase SBK1-like. Lineage: Eukaryota; Metazoa; Chordata; Amphibia; Anura; Dicroglossidae. Bases 1 to 1071 code for a protein of 356 amino acids. The transcript has 3 exons. The record is from RefSeq and is a predicted model, not a curated record. Gene Ontology annotation, biological process: peptidyl-serine phosphorylation; peptidyl-threonine phosphorylation. Gene Ontology annotation, molecular function: ATP binding; protein serine/threonine kinase activity.